This is a messenger RNA of Colletotrichum navitas, 842 nucleotides long. RefSeq lists its product as uncharacterized. The transcript has a single exon. Lineage: Eukaryota; Fungi; Ascomycota; Sordariomycetes; Glomerellales; Glomerellaceae. The record is from RefSeq and is a predicted model, not a curated record. The coding region runs from base 219 to 689 and encodes 156 amino acids.
UGUCUGCCUUAGUUCAUGUACGUGCCGUGCCUACGGCUACCCAAGCUACUUCCCUGCAGCAAGGACUCCAGGUUUCCUAUGCAAGACCCCAGGCUCAGCAGCAGUCGGCUUGCCCCCUUUGUGCCGUGUGUGAUCAAGGCCUCCUGGAGUACCAGCAGACAUUCGAGUCGAUAUACGGAGUAACCCCAGCAGCAUCUUCUCGUACCUGCCCAUACGACAUGGGGCAAAAGAGUUCGAACCCAGGCGCGCAAGGCAAUGAAAUUGCUCAAUCAUCAGGAUCAAGGCCAGCAACGUGUCCGAUGCCUAAAAUCCGCUGUCCAGAUGGGAUGCCACGCAUCCGGAAGUACAGCAGGAAUGGCACCGGCACCACCAACAAGUGGCCGUGCAGCACAAUCAAGUUCGGCACGUCGUCGUGUCCAUGCCUGUCUUUCUCCUGCGGACAACAUACGUAUCUGGGUGUGCAUGCGAGCGUCCGCCAGUCAGAUGGCCCUUGCCGCGCCCUCCGUUGGGCAUCCCACACCCCCUCGCCGCCACGAGUAUGGAUUCCUACCAGCCGGGAACCUCGACCGCAAAAAGCCCAAAGGCUGAGCAGGGAACAUGGGUUCUUGAGGAUGGGAUGGGGCCAUCGUCACUGUUCCGAGUUCUCUGCUUUGUCGGCACAACUCUCAUUCAUCCCCGCUGUCUUCUAGCCAUGAAAUCCGUGUCGGAAAAUAGCAUACCUACCUAGUGCACACAGCAAUGCCUACCGCUGCUAGGGUCAGGUCCGAGGGGUUUUUUAUCGGCCCCCAUCUGACGCGCCUCUUAUCCUCCCCCCCUGUGAUCGUUUUUGGAGUGGUUGGAUC